Messenger RNA from Mytilinidion resinicola, 1338 nucleotides. RefSeq lists its product as uncharacterized. The transcript has 3 exons. The coding region runs from base 1 to 1338 and encodes 445 amino acids. The record is from RefSeq and is a predicted model, not a curated record. Lineage: Eukaryota; Fungi; Ascomycota; Dothideomycetes; Mytilinidiales; Mytilinidiaceae.
AUGCUAGCCUGUCACAAACUCGCCCUGAAUGCUCGCACUCAUGCUCCCCUCUAUUUUGAUACUACUGGAAAGCGGCUCACUCUCCAAGAAACCACAGACAGCCGGGUAGAGGAGGGCGGGAAUCUGGAAAGGCGCCCUGAAGGAGGGAAAAUGGUCACUACAAACCAUAUUUACUAUCUCCCGAGAUUCGAAAGCGUUCCGCUAGAUUCAGUCAUACAUCAGCAAGUCGUAGGAAACCGAGGCUUCUUCAAUCAUCCUGUUCUUGUCAUCGAGUUUGCCGAAACCCCCAACGUCGUCCGCUUCCUACCUUUGACAACUUUUCGAGGGAUAUACGGAACAGGUCCAACGCCUUCAGACAUACGACUCGAAUACAUCGCUAUCCAGGACUUGAACAGCCCACCCGACGAUGAGGUCAAAGUUCAAGUCACGCCCGAAUCACCCCAGAUGGACGGUAGGACAUGGAUAAAGAUGGAGGUCUUCCGGAUCGAGGCGUUCAACCUCCAACAGUACCGCUGGAAAACCAUCGAGAUUGACGCAAACGGCAUGAAUAUAAUCUGGACGCGUUUGAGACAGCUGGAUAUAGCACCGGGAGCGGUCAUGCAAGUGCCAGACGAGACGAGCAUCGGGACAGACUCUAUACUCCAUACACAAAUCGGGGACGAAAGGGAGGGAUAUUCAAUUCUGAACCAUCUUGCGGUUGUAGUCGAAAUCAGCGACGAGUUUGCUCGUAUCUUGCCCACCACGACGAAAGAUGUUAGUCAGACGGGCAUACAAAAAGGUGCCCAGGCUAGGGCAUUUCGACAACAAUACCUGCUCAUUUCGAAUACAGCGGUCGUAGGCCAUGACGGUACGCCCGUACUAAACCUCGACCGAAUUUCCUCUCCUUUGAGCCAAAACGUCUACGUAAAGACAGGCAAGUCUUAUUGGAUCGAAAUCGGCCGGCUGAAGUACUACCAAUUCCCUUCUGUGAGGCUCGAUCCCCUCUCCGCUCGCGUGCUUCUCAACUACCAUUUUCCGCUUAUUCAUGACCGCACGCUGAGUCUGUAUCUUGGGCGAGCACCAUCGCCGCACCUGGAGCCAUUGCCCGCAGAUCUGCCGCGAGAUCUAUCUGGUACGGCGCCUAUCUCGCAACAUCGUGAAGGCCCUCAACAGCCUCAAACGCCUGCCAGCGCUGCUCCUCGCGAGCCUCAAAAUCCAUUCCUCCCGGUGUAUCCCCCGGAUCCGGCUUCGAUUCAAAGGGUCGCACAGCAAGAAGAAGUCCAGAAUCCGUAUCGGCCUGUGUUUCCUGCUGGAGAAGUCGAGGCUCCAAAUCCGUAUAGACCAGUGUUUCCUGAUUGA